Molecule: messenger RNA, 738 nt
Organism: Chlorella variabilis
Lineage: Eukaryota; Viridiplantae; Chlorophyta; Trebouxiophyceae; Chlorellales; Chlorellaceae
Exons: 4
Coding region: 1-738 (245 amino acids)
Cellular component (GO): nucleus
Molecular function (GO): protein N-terminal-serine acetyltransferase activity; histone H2A acetyltransferase activity; histone H4 acetyltransferase activity
Source: RefSeq, a predicted model, not a curated record
AUGCCCGCCCCCGGUGUCCGACAUGAGGAUGAGCACCCGCGUCUUGCCGUCCCGCUUGCGCCUGGCCACCCCCGCCGCCGGCCGCAGCGGCCACAGCGGCGUGGCGUGCGCGGCGCCGCCGCCGCCGCACUGCAGGGCAGGGGCGGGAGGGUGGGGGCGACGGCUGGCGGGCGGGCUGGGCGGGGAGGCGGCGGCGGGCCGGGAGGCCGCCGGGGCGGCCAGCGGCCCGUGCAUGCAUGCUGUGCUUGUCCCCGGGGAGCCUGCGCCUCGGCAGCCGGCGUGCAGCUGGCCGCGCAGUACCCCGCCUUCCAGCGGUACGAUCGCAAGGGCCUGGCCGCCGCGCUGCGCUUCUACGGCGCCGCCGAGCUACCCCCUGCCAUGGUGGACUGGGCACUGGACCUGACGCGCCACCACAUGAGCGCCCUGUACGAGGCCUGCCCUGACUGGGGGUGGAGCGACGCCAGGAAGCGCGGAGAGCUCGCCGACCCUGCAGCCCGGCACCUGGUGCUGGGGCAGCCGGUGGCGUUUGUGCACUUCCGGUUUGAGGAGGAGGAGGGGGAGGCGGUACUUUACUGCUACGAGAUCCAGGUGGCGGCUGCGGUACAGGGCAAGGGGCUGGGCCGCUUCCUGAUGCAGCUGCUGGAGCUGGUGGGGCGCAAGAGCGGGGUGGCCCGCCUCAUGCUGACCGUGUUCCACCAGAGCGCGGCGGCGGUGGCGCUGUACCGCAAGCUGGGGUGA